AUGAAACUCAUAGCACUCGUUUUUCUAUGCGCCACGGUUACCCAUGCCUGGUUGCCGGCCGACCGUGGUCUCUUCAAAGGGAAAGGAAAGCUGUCGCAGCUGUCCCAUCCCGGCGCAGAAAAGAUCCGUGGAGUUAAUCUUGGGUCCCUCUUCGUCGUCGAGCCUUAG
Molecule: messenger RNA, 168 nt
Organism: Ilyonectria robusta
Lineage: Eukaryota; Fungi; Ascomycota; Sordariomycetes; Hypocreales; Nectriaceae
Exons: 1
Coding region: 1-168 (55 amino acids)
Source: RefSeq, a predicted model, not a curated record